Molecule: messenger RNA, 5802 nt
Organism: Seriola dumerili (greater amberjack)
Lineage: Eukaryota; Metazoa; Chordata; Actinopteri; Carangiformes; Carangidae
Product: myosin-1B-like
Exons: 39
Coding region: 1-5802 (1933 amino acids)
Cellular component (GO): myosin complex
Molecular function (GO): ATP binding; actin filament binding; cytoskeletal motor activity
Source: RefSeq, a predicted model, not a curated record
AUGAGCACAGAUGGGGAAAUGGCAAUCUUUGGGCCUGCUGCCCAAUUCCUCCGUAAGUCUGAGAAGGAGAGGACAGAGGCUCAGGCUCGUCCGUUUGACAGCAAGACGGCAUGCUUCGUCAGUGAUGAGAAAGAGCUCUAUGUCAAGGCUGAGAUCCAGGACAGUGUGGACGGCAAAGUCACAGUCAAGUCCGUGGACGACAGAAUUUUAACCAUCAGGGAGGACCAAGUGUUUCCCAUGAACCCCCCAAAGUUUGAUAAGAUUGAGGACAUGGUGAUGAUGACGCACCUCCAUGAGCCUGCAGUGCUGUUUAACCUCAAGGAACGCUACGCAGCAUGGAUGAUCUAUACCUACUCUGGACUCUUCUGUGUGACUGUAAACCCUUACAAAUGGCUGCCGGUCUAUAACCCAGAGGUGGUCCAGGCCUACAGAGGGAAGAAGAGGAUGGAGGUUCCCCCUCACAUCUUUGCCCUGUCUGAUAACGCCUACCAGUUCAUGCUGACUGAUCGUGAAAAUCAGUCUAUACUUAUCACUGGAGAAUCAGGUGCAGGCAAGACUGUCAACACCAAACGUGUCAUUCAGUACUUUGCGACAAUCGCAGUGUCUGCAGACAAGAAGAAGGAGACCAGUACUAAAAUGAAGGGGACUCUGGAGGAUCAAAUCAUCCAAGCCAACCCACUGCUGGAGGCAUUUGGGAAUGCCAAGACUGUAAGGAAUGACAACUCCUCUCGCUUUGGUAAAUUCAUUCGAAUACACUUUGGCACGACUGGUAAACUGGCAUCUGCAGAUAUUGAAACAUAUCUGCUAGAGAAAUCAAGAGUGACAUUUCAGCUGUCGGCUGAGAGGAGUUAUCACAUCUUUUAUCAGCUUACUUGCAACAAGAAGCCUGAACUUAUUGAUCUGCUCCUCAUCACCACCAACCCCUACGACUUUGCCUUCAUCAGUCAAGGGGAAAUCAAUGUCAAAAGCAUAAACGAUGCAGAGGAGUUAAUGGCUACAGAUGAAGCCAUUGAUAUUCUGGGUUUCACUGCUGAAGAGAAAGCGUCCAUCUAUAAACUGACUGGCGCCGUGAUGCAUUAUGGGAACAUGAAGUUCAAGCAGAAACAGCGAGAGGAGCAGGCGGAGCCCGAUGGCACAGAGGAAGCUGAUAAAGCAGCAUAUCUGAUGGGCCUGAACUCUGCUGAUCUGCUGAAGAACCUCUGUUAUCCCAGAGUAAAGGUUGGAAAUGAGUAUGUCACCAAAGGACAAAAUGUGCAGCAGGUGUACAACUCCAUCGGUGCCCUCGCAAAGUCCGUCUAUGAGAAGAUGUUUUUGUGGAUGGUCAUACGAAUCAACCAGCAGCUCGAUACAAAACAACCCAGACAGCAUUUCAUUGGUGUUCUUGACAUCGCCGGCUUUGAGAUCUUUGACUACAACAGCAUGGAGCAACUCUGCAUUAAUUUCACUAAUGAGAAGCUGCAACAGUUUUUCAACCACCACAUGUUCGUACUGGAGCAAGAAGAAUACAAAAAGGAAGGAAUAGACUGGGAGUUCAUUGACUUUGGUAUGGACCUGGCAGCCUGCAUUGAGCUCAUUGAAAAGCCAAUGGGAAUCUUCUCCAUCCUCGAGGAGGAGUGCAUGUUCCCAAAAUCAACAGACACCUCGUUCAAGAACAAACUGUACGACCAGCACCUUGGCAAGAACAGCUGCUUCUUGAAGCCCAAACCAGUGAAAGGGAAGCCUGAGGCUCACUUCACCCUGGUGCACUAUGCCGGCACCGUGGACUACAACAUCACCGGCUGGCUGGAGAAGAACAAAGACCCGCUUAACGAGUCCGUUGUUCAGCUUUACCAGAAGUCAUCGGUCAAAACACUGUCCAUGUUCUACGCAAGCUUCUCUGGGUCGGAUGGAGCGAAGAAAGGAUCCAAGAAGAAAGGAGCAUCUUUCCAAACUGUGUCAGCUCUGUUCAGGGAGAACCUUGGGAAGCUCAUGACCAAUCUGAGAACAACUCAUCCUCACUUUGUGCGAUGCUUGAUACCAAAUGAGACAAAAACUCCAGGUGUUAUGGAAAACCACCUGGUUAUCCACCAGCUUCGCUGUAACGGCGUGCUGGAGGGCAUCCGGAUCUGUAGGAAAGGCUUUCCAAGCAGAAUUGUCUAUGGGGACUUCAAGCAGAGAUACAGGAUUCUUAAUGCCAGUGCUGUUCCUGAAGGACAGUUUAUGGACAACAAAAAAGCUGCAGAGAAACUGCUGGGCUCAAUCGACGUGGAUCACACUCAGUACAAGCUCGGACACACUAAGGUGUUUUUUAAAGCUGGUCUGCUGGGAGCUUUGGAGGAGAUGAGAGACGAGCGGUUAGCCCAGGUUGUGAUGUCCACUCAGGCUCUGUGUCGUGGAUACCUCGUCCGGCUGGAGUAUCAGAAGAUGAUGGCCAGAAAGGAGGCGAUCUACACGAUUCAGUAUAACUUCCGUUCUUUCAUGAACGUGAAACACUGGCCGUGGAUGAAGCUGUAUUUUAAGCUCAAACCUCUUCUGAAGAGCGCAGAGGCCGAGAAAGAAAUGGCCCAAAUGAAGGUGGAUUUCACGAAGCUCAAAGAAGAUCUGGCCAAGUCAGAAAACCGGAGGAGGGAGCUUGAAGAGAAAUUGGUCUCCGUCGUACAAGAGAAGAAUGAUCUACUACUUCAAGUCCAAGCAGAGGCAGACAACCUGCUGGAUGCAGAGGAGAGAUGUGAAGGACUCAUCAAAAGCAAGGUGCAGCUGGAAGCCAAGCUGAAGGAGGUGACGGAGAGACUGGAGGACGAGGAGGAGGUGAAUGCUGAGCUGACCGCCAAGAAGAGAAAACUGGAGGACGAGUGCUCAGAGCUGAAGAGAGACAUCGACGACUUAGAGCUCACCUUGGCCAAAGUGGAGAAGGAGAAACACGCUGUUGAAAACAAGGUGAAAAACUUGACUGAAGAAAUCAUGAGCCAAGACGAGAACAUCGCCAAACUGUCCAAGGAGAAGAGAGCGCUGCAGGAGGCUCAUCAGCAAACACUGGACGACCUGCAGUCAGAGGAGGACAAAAUCAACACUCUGACCAAAGCUAAGACCAAACUAGAACAGCAGGUAGAUGAGCUUGAGGGGUCACUGGAACAAGAGAAGAAGGUCCGGAUGGAUCUGGAGAGGGCCAAGAGGAAGCUGGAGGGCGAUGUGAAACUUGCUCACGAGUCCAUCAUGGAUCUGGAAAAUGAGAAGCAGCAGCUGGAUGAGAAGCUGAAGAAGAAAGACUUUGAGUUGUCACAGCUGCAGACGAAGAUAGAAGACGAACAAGCUCUUGGUACACAGCUGCAGAAGAAAAUCAAAGAGCUCCAGGCUCGAAUUGAGGAGCUGGAGGAAGAAAUGGAGUCAGAGCGUUCGGCUCGGGCCAAAGUGGAGAAACAGAGGUCUGAUCUGUCCAGGGAGCUGGAGGAGAUCAGUGAGAGGCUGGAGGAGGCCGGAGGAGCCACCGCCGCUCAGGUUGAGAUGAACAAGAAGCGGGAAGCCGAGUUCCUCAAACUGCGCAGAGAGCUGGAGGAGUGUUCCCUGCAGCACGACGCCACCUCGGCUGCCCUGCGCAAGAAACAUGCAGACAGCGUGGCUGAGCUUGGAGAACAGCUUGAUAACAUCCAGAGGGUCAGGCAGAAACUGGAGAAGGAGAAGAGCGAGUUAAAGCUGGAGAUGGAUGACUUAUCAAGCAAUAUGGAAACCAUGGCUAAAGCAAAGAUUCAUUUAGAGAAAAUGUGCCGCUCACUUGAAGAUCAACUGAAUGAGUUAAAAACCAAAGAGGAGGAACAUCAGAGACUCAUAAAUGACCUUUCAAGUCAGAAAGCUCGGCUGCAGACAGAAAAUGCUGAAAUGUCUCGCCAGCUUGAAGAAAAAGAAUCGUUAAUGUCACAGCUAACUCGGGGGAAGCAAGCCUUUAUGCAGCAGAUCGAGGAGCUGAAAAGACUCCACGAGGAGGGGGCGAAGGCUAAAAACGCCUUGGCUCACAGUUUGCAAUCAGCUCGACAUGACUGCGAGCUGCUCAGAGAGCAGUACGAGGAAGAGCAGGAGGCCAAAGGUGAGCUGCACCGCUGCCUGUCCAAGGCCAACAGCGAGGUGGCUCAGUGGAGAACCAAAUACGAGACCGACGCCAUCCAACGCACCGAAGAGCUCGAGGAGGCAAAGAAGAAGCUCGCUCUGCGUCUGCAGGACGCAGAAGAAGCUGUGGAGGCCGUUAACUCCAAGUGUUCCUCUCUUGAAAAGACAAAGCAGCGGCUGCAGGGAGAGGUGGAGGACUUGAUGAUGGAUGUCGAGAGGUCCAACGCUGCUGCUGCUGCCUUGGACAAGAAGCAGAGAAAUUUUGACAAGGUUGUGGCUGAGUGGAAACAGAAAUACGAGGAAGGUCAGUCAGAGCUGGAGUCAGCUCUGAAAGAGGUGCGCACUUUGGGCACUGAGAACUUCAAGAUGAAGAAUGCCUUUGAAGAAUGCCUGGAACAAGCGGAGACACUUAAACGCGAAAAUAAAAAUCUGCAACAGGAAAUCAUGGAUCUCACAGAACAGCUGGGAGAAACAGGAAAAACCAUCCAUGAGCUCGAGAAAUUAAAGAAACAGGCUGAGCAGGAGAAGUUGGAGGCUCAGACCGCUCUGGAGGAGGCAGAGGCCUCUGUGGAGCACGAGGAAUCCAAGAUCCUGCGAGUCCAGCUGGAGCUGAACCAGGUGAAGUCUGAGGUGGACAAGAAGGUAACAGAGAAGGACGAGGAGAUCGAGCAGCUGAAGAGAAACAGCCAACGAAUCAUUGACAACAUGCAAAGUAACCUGGACGCUGAGGUCCGGAGCAGGAACGACGCCCUGAGAGUGAAGAAGAAGAUGGAGGGAGACCUGAACGAGAUGGAGAUCCAGCUGAGCCAUGCUAACAGGCAGGCGGCCGAGGCCCAGAAACAACUGAGGAACAUACAAGUUCAGCUCAAGGAAGUUCAGAUUCAACUGGACGAUGUCCUUAGAAACAACGAUGACAUAAAAGAGCAGGUCGCCAUGUCUGAGCGCAGGAGUAACCUGGUGCAGGCUGAGAUGGAGGAAAUCAGAGCGACUCUGGAGCAAACCGAGAGGAGCCGCAAGUUAGCAGAGCAGGAGCUGCUGGAUGCCAGCGAGAGAGUCCAGCUGCUUCACUCACAGAACACCAGCCUGCUCAACAGUCGGAAGAAGUUGGAGGCUGAUCUGUCUCAGGUUCAGGCUGAGAUGGAUGAUAGUGUCCAAGCAGCCAGGAACGCUGAAGAGAAAGCCAAGAAGGCAAUCACUGAUGCUGCCAUGAUGGCGGAGGAGUUGAAGAAGGAGCAAGACACCAGCGCUCACCUGGAGAGGAUGAAGAAGAACCUGGAGGUGACGGUGAAGGACCUGCAGCAGCGUCUCAACGAGGCCGAGAACCUGGUCAUGAAGGGAGGAAAGAAGCAACUCCAAAAACUGGAAGCACGGGUGCGAGAACUUGAGAAUGAGCUUGAAGCAGAACAAAGACACGGGUCAGAUGCUGUGAAGGGUGUUCGCAAAUUCGAGCGCAGGAUUAAGGAGCUCACCUACCAGUCUGAUGAAGACAAGAAAAACACGGUGAGACUGCAGGAGCUGGUGGACAAACUCCAACUGAAGGUCAAAGCGUAUAAGAGGCAGGCUGAAGAAGCUGAAGAGCAGGCCAACACUCAUCUGACUAAGCUGAGGAAGGUGCAGCACGAGCUGGAGGAGGCUGAAGAGCGCGCCGACAUCGCUGAGUCCCAGAUCAAUAAGAUGAAAGUCAAGAGUCGCGACAUGGGCAAGGCAAAAGACAGCAGCGAGUAG